CCUAUUUAGCUAUCUGAUCACAUUACACGUUUGUCGUUAUCGACAUAUGACAUUCUGGCCGGUUUUACCUGUUAAAAUCGGCCAUCUUUGUGAAGAAACGAUAAGUAAACGAUUAGAGACUUUAAAUCAUACAGAAUGUAUUCAACAAAACCAACGUCUGUUAAUAACAAAGAAAGGAUAUCUACCAAAAAGAAGAAGGACUUCAAUUUGAAAUUCAUCGUGAUUGGUGAUUCCAGAGUGGGAAAGACAACGUUGGUGGAGAGGUACUGUGGUUGCCACGAGACAGGAAAUAACAAAAAUAACAACAUUCUUUAUUUUCAUCACACAGUUACUGACAAAGACUGGAGCUGCAAUCUCAAAAUAUUUGACACUGCAGGACAAGAGCGAUACAGAAGCGUGACAUCCUCCUACUACAGGGGAGCAAAUGGGUGUAUCAUUGCCUUCGAUCUCUCUCAGGAGACAUCCUUUGUCAAUCUUGAAAACUGGUACAAUGACAUGCUUAAUUACUGUAACAGCAGUGACGUUUCUGUGGUACUUGUGGGGAUUCAAAGAGAAGGUCGUGAGAGGAUAGUGUCUACAGACCGUGCACAGAAAUUUUCAGACUAUUUGAAUCUUACGUACGCCGAAGUGAAUGUUGAUAACCAAAGUGAAAUCAACGACGUUUUCGGCAAUUUGGCAAAAAAUGUCGUUCAGAGAAUCCAGUCACGAGAGCCUGUAGCCACGAUGUCUACCUUCACCACAACAAACCUGUCAAAGUUAGUGGUAAAGACUGAGUCCAGAUUCGGUUGUAGCUGUUGCUAGCUGGAAAUAACUAGACUUUUCUGUUCAUGUGCCAAACCAAAAAAGACAUUUCAUGCCUUUAAUUUAUGCCAGAAUCUCAUCAUUUUCAUAAUGCAAUCUCAUUUUCAUCGCCUUCUUUGAGAUGCAAAAGACUUUGAUGCAACAUUGUAAAAAGAAAGCGUUUUAAGUGCAAUAAAAUUAACUUACUUA
Messenger RNA from Saccostrea echinata, 990 nucleotides. RefSeq lists its product as uncharacterized. Lineage: Eukaryota; Metazoa; Mollusca; Bivalvia; Ostreida; Ostreidae. The transcript is spliced from 3 exons. The record is from RefSeq and is a predicted model, not a curated record. Gene Ontology annotation, molecular function: GTPase activity; GTP binding. Bases 136 to 801 code for a protein of 221 amino acids.